AUGACUGUAACCGAGUGCCGCCGUCACCUGGACCCUGCCGGUGACCCAUCCCACCAAACCAACACCGAUACCGAUGUACUCCUCGACAGAGUUCUCGCAGGCGGACGCGAGAGCGGCAAAGCGAGCGGCGCAGGCUUGCGCGGGACGAGGCGCGGCGCGAGCGGCGUGUGGACUUAUUGCGAUCAAGGCCUCGCGUUCGUUCACCCGCCGCAAUUGGGUCACGCUCGUCGCGUCGCCCUGCCCCGCGCACCCAACACACAAAUAACUGUUCAAAACUCACAC
Brenthis ino (lesser marbled fritillary) is the source of this 282-nucleotide messenger RNA. NCBI's taxonomy places the organism in Eukaryota, Metazoa, Arthropoda, Insecta, Lepidoptera, Nymphalidae. The record is from the annotation of a GenBank genome assembly.